Molecule: messenger RNA, 2841 nt
Organism: Exophiala bonariae
Lineage: Eukaryota; Fungi; Ascomycota; Eurotiomycetes; Chaetothyriales; Herpotrichiellaceae
Exons: 1
Coding region: 1-2841 (946 amino acids)
Molecular function (GO): pyridoxal phosphate binding; transaminase activity
Source: RefSeq, a predicted model, not a curated record
AUGGCUUUGUUCGACUACUUUUCCCAUGUUGAAUUGCCCACACCGACGCUGCCCCUCGAAGAGGCAUGUGCCCUCUUACACCAAGAGUUUGGCCUUGUCGCCAACGUGCGUCCGCUCGGCAGUCAUCAGGACCAGAACUUUCUCGUCCUCACCGCAGCCCAUACCGAGCCGCUGGGCGUAUUGAAGAUCAGCAACCCCGCCUUUAGUGAUUCGGAGAUUGCGAUGCAGGAUGCCGUCGCCAUUGCCGUUGCCCGUGCAGAACCAUCCCUGCGCAUCCCCCACAUUGUCGAGGGACCGCGGGGUGCCAUGUCGGGCUGGUGGCAGACCAGUCAGGGACGUCUACACUGCCGCAUCAUCUCCUUCAUAUCAGGUCGCACACUGACCGGCUCACACUACCUCAGCCCGGCCGUGGUGCAACGGCUAGGCGAGCUGUCGGCCGCGGUCAGUGUGGCCCUGGCCACUGAGACUCAUCCUGCUGCAGGGCGUAUCUUGCAGUGGGACCUACGACACGCCGAACGCGUCAUUGCCGCUAUCAGCGCCACCGAACCCGAUGUCGACCUGCGAGCGCGCACCGCCGAAGCCAGCCAACGCGCCUUAGCUUUGCUACGCCCCGUGUCUGAUUGCCUGCCGCGUCAGUUGAGCCACUUUGACAUCACCGACGAUAACGUCCUGCAUCCGGAUGGCGAUGUCCUCCGCCUGCCAGAUGCCGUGAUCGACUUUGGCGAUGUGAGUGAAUCCUGGGCCGUGGCAGAGAUUGCCAUCACCGUUGCCUCGAUCCUACACCACGCCGAUGCCUGUUACCGCACCGUGCUGCCGGCCAUCGCUGCAUUCGAUCGACGACGCCGUCUCAGUGACGAUGAGAUCACCGCGCUAUGGCCCUUGGUGGUCCUGCGUGCGGUCGUUCUGGCGCUCAGUGGACGUCAGCAGGUGCGCCUCAACGACGAUAACGAGUAUGCCAAGCGAGCAUUGGACCGCGAGUCUAUGAUCCUCCGUCGCGCCACUGAGGUGCCAUUGGAGGUGGUUACCGCCCAGAUACGCCAUACGCUGGGACGCCCUGUCGCCGUAGCGCCGUGCUGGACAGGCAAGACGAUCUUAUCAGCGCCACGAUCGGUGGUCGUUCUCGAUGCCUCUACUCUCUCGACGUUGGCCGACGAGGGGGCCUGGCUCCAGAACGAUGCGGUAGAGCGUGCAGCACAGCAUUUGCUGGUCCAGGGUGCCGAUAUGGUCGUGCUACCGGCCUUGCAACCAAUGUUGCUGGGUGCCCCAGCCAGGACACCCAGCCUGCCCGCCACGGUUCCCACUUCGGCGUCCGCCUGGUUCGCCGCUGAGACCACCCUCGAACUGCCUGCCAAUCUAUAUACACGACAAGGUGGGACGGUACUGCCCGUGGGAACAGCGAAAGUUGCGGCCGGAAGCCGCAUCGACGUGCUGCUGACCGCGCUUGAUCCAGCCAAUGUGCCAACCGCGAUCCCGGCCGUCGAUCUGCCCGGUUGGAGCGUGGCGAUUGGAGAUGCAACCGCAGCGCUGGGCGUGACGCCGCCCUCGGACAACGCUGACGACGAGCGUCUGUUGGAACGGCGUGAAGCAGUGGUGGCAGAGGCGCAGGAGCACUACUAUGCCCAUCCACCGCGGAUCGAACGGGGCUGGCGCGAAUACCUGAUGGACGUCCACGGUCGCGUCUACCUCGACAUGGUCAACAAUGUCGCGUCGGUAGGUCAUGCCCAUCCGCGCAUCGCCGCGGCCGUCGCACGGCAGACCCGACUGCUGAACACCAAUUCGCGCUUUCACUACGCCGCCAUCACGCGCUACGCCGAGCGGCUAGCCGCUCAACUUCCUGAGCCGCUUGAUACGGUCUUCUUGGUCAACUCGGGCUCCGAGGCGGUCGAUCUGGCCAUUCGUCUGGCACUAGCGACCACUCAGCGUCGCGAUGUGGUGGCCAUGGCCGAGGCCUACCACGGUUGGACCUAUGCCAGCGAUGCCGUUUCCACCUCGAUCGCCGACAAUCCGAACGCGCCGCACACACGGCCCGACUGGGUCCACACCGUUGAGGCGGCCAACACCUACCGCGGACGUCAUCGCGGAGUCGAGGCCGCCAAGACCUAUGCCGCCGACGCGGUGGCACGUCUGCGCUCGUUGGCCGCCGAAGGGCAUGCGCCGGCCGCCUUUCUGAGCGAGUCCUACUACGGCAACGCCGGCGGCGUAGCGCUGCCCGACGGCUACCUGCGCGAGGUCUAUGCCGCGGUACGCGACCUAGGUGGCUUGGCCAUCGCCGAUGAGGUCCAGGUAGGCUUCGGCCGUCUGGGUUCCUGGUUCUGGGGCUUCCAACAGCAGGAAGUUGUGCCCGACAUUGUGGCGGUGGCCAAAUCUAUUGGCGGUGGCUUCCCGCUGGGUGCCGUGAUCACCAGCCGCGCUAUUGCCGAUCAAUACCGUAGCCAGGGAUACUUCUUCUCCUCCACCGGUGGAUCGCCCCUGUCAUCGGUGGUGGGACACACGGUGUUGGACAUCAUCGAAGAGGAGCAGCUGCAGGCGAAUGCACGGAUUGUUGGUGCCCACCUGAAAGCGCGGCUGCAGGAGUUGGGUAAGCGACACCCCCUCGUUGGAACCGUGCAUGGCGAUGGCCUCUACCUGGGCCUCGAAUUUGUGUGCGACCGAACCAGCCUGGAACCGGCAACGGCGGAGACCGCGGCCAUCUGCAACCGGCUGCUGGAACUGGGUGUGAUCAUGCAACCCACCGGCGAUCACAAGAAUGUGCUGAAGAUCAAACCGCCGCUCUGCAUCACGCAACAGUCUGCCGAUUACUUUGUCGACAUGCUGGACCAGGUGCUCUCGACGGGAUUCUAG